AUGCCGAUCGAUAAGAGUUGGACGACAUUAAGGAAGCGUAACUGUGAUGCUUAUUGGAACGAUCCAGUGGAGGCUCAUGUCUUUGACAAGGGUUUUCAACAGAGUUAUCAAAAGUGGGUUUACCACGGUGAGGUGGAAGCUAGUGUCGCCAAUGAGGUAGUUGAGGAGAAUGAAGAUGUAGACAAGAUGGUUGACGUCGUUGAUGAUUUCCUCAUACUGACAAAUGCAGAGGAAGCAGAUGGUGUGUCUGGCAGUCGAAUGGGACAAUUAAAGCGAAUGUACAGUUCAAGACAUACAGCUAAUGACAUGUUAUGGCAUCAUACUGGGAGAUCAAUAGAAUAUGGGGUGAUGCGUCAUCCGGUUGACGGGUCUGCAUGGAAAGACUUUGAUGCCACCCAUCCUGAUUUUGCAAAAGAUCCUAGAAAUGUUCGUCUAGGCUUGGCUGCUGAUGGGUUUAAUCCUUUUUGGCAACAUGAGCUUAUCAUACAGCAUGUGGCCUGUGUGGAAACAAAAUUUAAUCAGCCUGAUCGUAACGAAGAUGCACCGUAUGUGAAUCGACACCUCACAGUGUUUGAAUCUCAAUGUCGUCCUCUUAGUAAGGGAAUUCCCGUGCCCCUCGAUGAAAAUACUUGGAAUAAAGCUGAGUGGGAACACCUAACUGAGGUGCAACAAAGAGAUAUGGCUGCCAAUCAUAAAUUGAUAAGAAAGAGUUUCGUUCAUGGUUUCAUAAGAAGAAUCCCAACUAAAAAAAAGGGUCGUGGCGCAGCUAUUGGAAAAGAUCUAGAGGAGAGGCGGCGUAAAAAUGGAAAACCACUGAAAGUAACGUUUUGCCCACGAACGUACAAGGUUGUUGGGGGCGAGCACGCUGCUUUUGUCCGCCUUGUGGGAACCCAAAUUAAAACGAAAGUUCCCGAACAUUACGGUUCAUGGGAAUUAGUGCCUAAACAAUACAAGGAUCAGGUCCUUGGCAUAAUUCAGUACUAUUAUCAAAUAGCGGGCCGCGAGGAUUUCUUAAAGUGUUUAGAUGGUAUCGAUCGAGAGAUGAAAGACCGAUACCGUAAUAGGAAAACACUAAGACACGAACACUUUGAGAAACACUACAAGGGACCGGAGGAUUGGGAUAAGGUUCUAAACAACCCAACCAAUGAUGUUAACAAGGAGGAGUGGAAGCAGAUCUGUCAGUUAUUUACAAGUCCACAAUUUAUUGCGCGCUCCGUAAAGAAUAAGGAAAAUCGGAAGAAACAAAAGUAUUCUACAACGCAGGGUACAAAAUUGCUGGCAGCCGUCCGUUUUGAAAAAACGAACCCGGACCUCAUUGAGUCAUGGAAGGAUUAUCAUUGGAAGAAAGCAACAAAUGAUUUCGUGAACGAUGAUGCUCGCCAAGAUUAUGAAAAACUGAAGGCUGAUUUUGAGUUACAAACUCAGCAAACAUCCACUGAUGCUUCUAAUAAUGAUAGUCCGUCAUCAGUUGAUCAGGUGGAGGUGUUACAAAAAGUAUUAGGCCAAAGGCGUGGACAUGUGCGAGGAGUGGGCCACAAAUUGAAGGGGUCGGGGUCGGGGUCGAGGUCGGGGUCGGGGUCGGGGUCAUCAUCUACCCAACACUCUCACUUCAGCGAGUCUCAAGUUCCUCCUCAUCAUUCAAGAGAAUAUAUAGAAAAAUUGGAGAAUAAUCUACAGAAAUUGACUGAUCAAGUUAAUUUCUUAACUCAAUAUUUUGUACCUUCAUUUCGUCCACCAAACGUUCAGAUGCCGCCUGUGCCUGAUAGUGACAAUAUUUCUAGGGCUUCGUCUUCUCAACCUCCACCUCCAGCUCCAACUCAUCCUUCUAUGUACGGGGCAGCGCCAUCUCAACAUAUGGUACCUCCAUAUAUGUACGGAGCAACACUUUAUCCGUGUCCGAUUCCACCGUCCUCCCAGCCGACGUAUCCCUACAUAGAUCAUGAUAGGUUGUGGCAAGAUCUUGUAUGA
Humulus lupulus (European hop) is the source of this 1968-nucleotide messenger RNA. RefSeq lists its product as uncharacterized. Bases 1 to 1968 code for a protein of 655 amino acids. The record is from RefSeq and is a predicted model, not a curated record. Lineage: Eukaryota; Viridiplantae; Streptophyta; Magnoliopsida; Rosales; Cannabaceae. The transcript is spliced from 10 exons.